UUGACCUUGCUUCCACAGUUUAUAUUCCUCCUUUCUCUCUCCCUUUUAUUUUAAUUUUUAAUUUUGAAAUAAAAAUAAUAAUCUGUGAAUAUGUCAACAACUAAGGUUGUCACCAAGGGUAUUCCAGCUUGUGCUGACCUAGAUUCUUGCUGAACAUGGAUUUGUUCUUCUCCUACCACCAUUUGUAAAUUGAAAGCUCUCUUUCAAAACAGCAAAAGGGCUCACCUACCAAUUUGUCUUCUGCUUCUCUGGCUUUUGGUUCAUACAGGUCCAGGUGUAGCUGUAACAGUGUUAAAGGUGUCAUCUUUCUUCUUUUGUUCUUCCUUCCUCUUUCUCCCUGUGUUUGACUUCUGUGGUUUUAUGCUUGAUUAGUAAAAAAAACUCGUUCCUUUCCUUUUCUGCUUGUACUAGAUAUCUAUCAUCCAAGGAUUCAAUUUGCUUCAAAAAGAUACAAUUUUGAAAAGGAAAAACAAAAUCCCCAUAUACCCAUUUGGCAAUUUCUUUCAUUUCUAGAUGUCAUGAUGGUGGAUUUGAGAAAAGUUGGUUUCUUUUUUUGUGUUUUCUACAUCUUGCCUUUGGCGUGUUUUUCUGCUACCUUUGUUCCUGUUGAUAACUACCUUAUAGAUUGUGGAGCAACUUCAAGUACUCCAGUAGGUAACCUCAAUUUCUCAGCUGAUAGUUUCUCUAAGAAACUACUUUCCACACAAGAAGAUAUUCUUGCUAGUACCUCUUCAAAAUCUGUUAAUUCUUCAUCUGAUGAGUCCCCUUUGUACCAAACUGCAAGAAUCUUCACUGGAUCCUCAAAAUACACUUUCCAAAUUAACCAAAAGGGGAGACACUGGAUCCGGCUUUACUUCUUUCCAUUUACCUAUGAGAAGUACAAUUUGAAUGCUGCAAGUUUCUCUGUUGCUACACAAAACCAUGUUCUUCUUGGUGGCUUCACUGCUCAGAAAAAUCCUGUGAUGAAGGAAUUUUCUGUAAAUGUCACUACAGACACCCUUGUGCUCACAUUCACGCCUUCGGAGAAUUCCACUGCUUUUGUGAAUGCCAUUGAAGUUGUUUCUGUCCCUGAUGAGCUCAUUGCUGAUGAUGCUUUUCAGUUAGAAACAUUAGCAACCUACACUGGGCUGGUGACACAGGCUGUGGAGACAGUUUGGAGGGUUAACAUGGGUGGUCCGGCUGUCUCCUCCGGCGAUGACCCCCUUCGUCGAACCUGGAUUCCGGAUCAGAGUUUCCUUCGGAUACCAAACCUUGUUUUGGAUGUUUCGAAUAUUGAUGCUGUUAAGUAUGAGGAUGGAGGGCCAACACAAAACAUUGCUCCACCUACUGUUUAUGGUACUGCCGCUCAGAUGAACACGAGCAGUGAUCCACGUAGUAAUUUCAAUAUCACAUGGCAGUUUGAUGUGGUUCCUGGAUUUCAGUACCUUGUUCGGCUUCACUUCUGUGAUGUAGUCAGUAAAGGUCUCAACCAACUCUACUUCAAUGCUUAUGUUGACUCCUUGGCGGCUGCGAACCUUGAUCUCAGUAUUCUUAGUGAUAAUGUUUUGGGUGCUCCCUAUUACAAGGAUGUGGUAACAGCCUUGGCUGUCAGCAAUACACUCCGUGUGAGCGUUGGUCCAUCUGAUGCAAAUAAUAACAACCAUAAUGCCAUUUUGAAUGGGCUGGAGAUAAUGAAAAUGAACAAUUCUGCCGGGAGCCUCAGCGCAGCGGCAGGGGCGGGGGUUAUAACCUCUGGUUCGAGUUCUAGUAAAGUUGGUGUGAUAGUCGGUGUGAGUCUCGGGCUACUUGGUGCAGUGGUAUUGGCUGGUGUUUUCUUUGUACUAUGCUGCAGAAGAAGAAAGUUGGCAAGACAAGCGCAGUCAAAGACAUGGAUUCCUUUGUCCAUCAACGAUGGAAUUUCCCACACGAUGGGAAGUAAAUAUUCCAAUGGAACUACAAUAAGCGCUGCUUCAAACUUCGAGUAUCGUGUCCCUUUUGCUGCAGUUUGGGAGGCUACAAACAAUUUUGAUGAGAAUUGGGUUAUUGGGGUAGGUGGUUUUGGGAAAGUAUACAAGGGAGAACUAAGCGAUGGCACAAAAGUGGCUGUCAAGAGGGGCAAUCCAAAGUCCCAGCAGGGGUUUGCAGAAUUCCGAACUGAGAUUGAAAUGCUGUCUCAGUUCCGUCAUCGCCAUCUGGUAUCUUUGAUUGGUUAUUGUGAUGAAAAGAAUGAAAUGAUCUUGAUAUAUGAAUAUAUGGAGCAGGGAACACUGAAGAGUCAUCUAUACGGUUCAGGUUUCCCGAGCUUAAGUUGGAAGGAGAGACUUGACAUAUGCAUUGGAUCUGCUAGAGGACUUCAUUACCUACACACUGGCUAUGCUAAAGCGGUUAUUCACCGUGACGUGAAGUCUGCAAAUAUCCUACUUGAUGAUAACCUAAUGGCCAAGGUUGCUGAUUUUGGAUUAUCGAAGACCGGACCUGAACUCGAUCAGACACAUGUGAGCACAGCUGUGAAAGGGAGUUUCGGGUACCUUGAUCCAGAGUAUUUCAGGAGGCAACAACUAACAGAAAAGUCAGACGUGUAUUCGUUCGGGGUCGUUCUGUUUGAAGUUCUUUGUGCAAGACCUGUCAUAGAUCCUUCCCUUCCUAGGGAAAUGGUGAACCUUGCAGAAUGGGCGAUGAAAUGGCAGAAAAAAGGGCAGUUGGAGCAAAUCAUAGAUCCGACACUCGCCGGAAAAGUCCGACCGGAUUCUCUUAGGAAGUUUGGAGAAACUGCGGAAAAAUGCUUGGCCGACUAUGGUGUUGACAGGCCUUCUAUGGGGGAUGUGUUGUGGAAUUUGGAGUAUGCUCUCCAACUCCAAGAGGCUGUGGUUCAAGGUGAUCCUGAAGAGAACAGCACCAAUAUGAUUGGUGAACUCUCACCACAGGUCAACAAUUUCGACCACGAUGCGAGUGCUUCUUCUGCUGUGCAAUUUGAAGGUUCAACUGUGGAUGAUCUCUCUGGUGUUUCCAUGAGCAGGGUAUUCUCACAGUUGGUUAAGUCUGAGGGUAGAUGAGUGCUGGUAUCCAAUCUUCUGAAUUAUGUAUUACAAUACUCUUCUUUUGUGAUUUUUGUUGUCUAUCUUCUGAAUGCGAUAACUUGAUUAGUAGUUAUCUGCCCCAACAUAGGAGAUUGGGGCACAUCGAGCAUGUUUGGUUCCACGGUAAAAUGCUCUAGGAUCACUUCUGGUAAGAAGCAGCUAUAAGUCUUAGCUUCUGAGUAAACGUGCAUUGCAUUUUCUGAAAAUUGUGAAACCAAGAAUAUUAUUUAUAGAUUUGUAAAGAAAUAUGGAGUUAAUGAAACAUGUUUGCUUAAUUGGUAA
This is a messenger RNA of Lotus japonicus, 3338 nucleotides long. Its product is annotated as receptor-like protein kinase HERK 1. Gene Ontology annotation, molecular function: transmembrane receptor protein tyrosine kinase activity; ATP binding. The transcript has a single exon. Gene Ontology annotation, cellular component: plasmodesma; plasma membrane. Lineage: Eukaryota; Viridiplantae; Streptophyta; Magnoliopsida; Fabales; Fabaceae. The coding region runs from base 519 to 3032 and encodes 837 amino acids. The record is from RefSeq and is a predicted model, not a curated record. Gene Ontology annotation, biological process: protein autophosphorylation.